AUGGGUAGCCAAAUAACAAAAAUAAUUCCCAAUUUAUAUAUCGGUUCCAAUGAAACUGCAAGGGAUGAAACUGAACUUAUCGCCAAAUGUAUUACUCAUAUAUUGGCAGUUCAAUCGGAUGAUGCUGAAAUAAGUAAGCUUUCUAAAUACGAAUAUCUAAAGGCGUAUGUUGGAAAACCGGUCAGUAGAGCUUUAUUCAGAGUUAUCCCUCAAACGAAUGAUUUUAUUCACCACUCGCGGAUGGUAGGCGGGAACGUUCUUGUUUAUAGUGAAUCAGGGACUUCGGCAAAUGUGGCUGUCGUAGCUGCUUACCUCAUGACUUUGUACGAUUUGAAUAGUAAAAUAGCGGUUUCGACCAUUCAAGGUUGUCUUCCUCCGGCACAUCCAACGGAAAAUCUCCAACUUCAGUUGGAUCGAUUUGAUUCCACUAGCCCUGAAGAACUUCGUGGGGAUGCUCCAAUUUCUUCUGAAUCGGAGAGGCAACGUCUUCUUGAAAAAUUUGGUCCGUGGGAAUUCAUUGAGAGAGAUAAACGCGAACUUAAAGAGGCACUGAAUGUUCAUGAUAAUUUCAAGGCCUCUGGUGAUAUAAUCAUAACUUCGGGUGAAAGUCGUCCUAGGCAAAGGUUAAUUAGAUGUCCAUUUUUCAUUGUAGGAAAUAUCGUCGAUCCGCACAUUUCGAAUGGCGUGCUACCCUUGUCUCAACAAGAUUUCGAUGAGCUAGAACAGAUUCCCCUCACUCCAAGUGACUCCGAAAAGAGUCUCUCAGAGGAGGGAGAGGUUCCGGGAUCGAUUCCCGUACCGAAUCGAACUGCAUCUCCAACUAUCUUCUCAAAUGGUAAUUCGAGCUCUACUCGACAAACCUCCAAAUCCCAACUUAUAGAUAACAUAUUUAGCAUGACAGAUGAUAUGCAAAUCCGAAAGAAUGAGGAUGGCGCUACUACACGUAUAUAUCAAAAUUUAUCCUCCACCGCGCCAGUAUUUCAGGACUUUACAAGGAGGUACCUUGAUGAUCGCUCAGGACAUCCAAAAUGA
This is a messenger RNA of Rodentolepis nana, 1032 nucleotides long. Lineage: Eukaryota; Metazoa; Platyhelminthes; Cestoda; Cyclophyllidea; Hymenolepididae. The record is from the annotation of a GenBank genome assembly.